Molecule: messenger RNA, 544 nt
Organism: Umbelopsis ramanniana AG
Lineage: Eukaryota; Fungi; Mucoromycota; Umbelopsidomycetes; Umbelopsidales; Umbelopsidaceae
Exons: 3
Coding region: 143-454 (103 amino acids)
Source: RefSeq, a predicted model, not a curated record
GAUCGACAAAACUGACAAAACCGAAAAACGAAAUAUCCACGUGACAGAAUGCAGUCACUCCGUCGGUCGUAACAUGUUCUUUUGGUUUCAACCCGCAAGAAUAUGAACAGUCUAUUUCACUUUCAUACUACUCCUACUUAAAAUGAGAAGCAUUAUCAGUAUUAUCACUACAGUUGCCUUGACCGCUCUUCUUUCUCUAAAUGCCUAUGCUGCCAAAGCCGGUUAUACAGACUUUAUCAUGGUGUUCAACCGAGAUAUUUCCGACAGUGACUUCAAAAAGGCUCAGGAUGAUGUUCUCGCUGCUAACGGUGUAAUCAACCAUAAAUAUACUGCUGGAUUGAAGGGUCUAUCAGUUUCCUUGCCCGACAAUAAGGAUGGCUUGGUCAACACAUUUGAAGCUAAGGACUACGUCAAAUUCAUUGAGACUGACCAAACUGUUCAUACUCAAAAUUAAAAAAAAAAAUUCUCCCAAUUUUUUUGGAGUUUCUCGACGUUUCACCUAUCUUAACUUUAGUAGAAAACAACUUAGCUACUUCCCACACCU